GACAGUUUGUCAGUGAGGCUGCCGCCGGUCGUUUGUUUUGACAAACAGUUAUCUGCACGUGUGCUCUGCUUCCAAAACUAUCGACUGGUGUCUGGAGUUCUUAAACAAAAUCGAUUUUAAGUGUUUAUCCAAUCUUAUUUUCUCUUUUACAGAUGGAAAAAGUUUAUAUUGGAGAAGACUCGACUAUCCAGGACACAAAGAACUAAACUUGACUUUUAUUGUUGUGAUGGAGAUCAUGUGAUGAUGGAUUCAGAUCAGACCUCACAGGUGUCUGUCGUACCUGAGCUCUACAUCAGACUGUCUGCUCUGUCCGUUGUGUUCUGUGUCAGUGUUCUGUGUGGUUUUGGUCCGCUGUGGAUCAUGAGACGCCUCGUGUUCUUCACCUCAGAUUCAGGGUCUCGAGGUCUGAUGUCCAGCUUUGCCUGUGGGGUUUUUCUGGCCACUGCACUGUUGGAGCGCCUCCCAGUUUACCUGGACAACACCAAACAGACAUUUGGUCGUCUGGGGGUCACGCUUCGUUUCCCCUUACCCGAGUUCAUUCUGGUCAUGGGCGUCCUUGUCGUCUUGGUGGCGGAACAAAUCCUACUGGCUUUCAGAGACCAGUCCCGCGAUCUGUCGUGUGAGAAGGCAGCUCUGCUGGAUUCCGGUCUCCAGCGAGACGCUCAUUCCUACCAACAGUCACCAUUCAGCCGGAGACGAGCGUCAGGGACGGAAGGAUCCUGUUGUCCAGAGGACGUGAGGUCGCACGCCGGUCUGCGGGUGUUUCUUCUUCUGUUCAGUCUGUGUCCGUACGCUGUCUUCCAGGGUCUGAGCGCCGGAGCGCAGCUGGGACGAGAGCAUCUCCUGGACAUCUGUUUGGCUUUGGUUCUUCGCGAGGGAACCAUCGCUGUCAGUCUGGCGUUUCGUCUGGUUUAUUCUGAUCUCCGCCGGACAGCUGUGGCCGCCGCUCUGCUUCUCUUCUCUGUCAUGAGUCCAGUCGGGAUGGGACUCGCCGGCGUCCUGGCUGAGAUGAAGCCCAGUCCUCAGGUCCAGCUGGUUUAUUCUGCGGUAGAGGGUCUGACCUUAGGGAUCUUCAUCAAUGUCACCGUCGCGGGAAUGAUGUGGUACGGACCGGCCUCUCCAAAGCAUCGCAUCCAUAAAGUAGCUUUUCUCCUAACUGGUUUUGCAGUCUUUACUGGUGUUUUAUUCAUUCAAACAUCAACUUCUGUCGAGGAGUUCAGUGUUUCAGGAGCAGACAGACUAGUGUAGUCAUUCCAUGUCAAGCACCCUGUGCCUUACGAUCUCUGAUCUCUGAACGCAUCUUUAUAAUCCUACUGUUCUUCACUCUUUCUUCAAGUGUAUUCUUUACAAUGUAUUACAGAAGUUGUGUUCAGGUUGAGUUUGGAGUGUAAACUGAAGUUCAGAUUUGAGAAAAGUGAAGAGGAUUGAAAGGUGAAUGUUGGUCAAAUAUGUUCCCUAGACAUGACUUUUGUCCACUGCUGUGUCAGACACAUGUCAAUAGAGUUAAAUUGAGCAGUGCAACGUUGUUUCUUACCUUAAAAGUAAGCGGCUUUUUCCUCGCGGAAGGUCUGCAUUCGGUAAAGAUGAGCUAAUAAAAUAUUUCAAAUUCA
Triplophysa dalaica is the source of this 1610-nucleotide messenger RNA. It is a transcript of the gene slc39a3, whose product is annotated as solute carrier family 39 member 3. Lineage: Eukaryota; Metazoa; Chordata; Actinopteri; Cypriniformes; Nemacheilidae. Gene Ontology annotation, cellular component: plasma membrane. Gene Ontology annotation, biological process: zinc ion transmembrane transport. The record is from RefSeq and is a predicted model, not a curated record. The transcript has 5 exons. Gene Ontology annotation, molecular function: zinc ion transmembrane transporter activity. The coding region runs from base 241 to 1248 and encodes 335 amino acids.